This is a messenger RNA of Ceratina calcarata, 6600 nucleotides long. It is a transcript of the gene Rbcn-3B, whose product is annotated as WD repeat-containing protein Rbcn-3B. The coding region runs from base 1 to 4554 and encodes 1517 amino acids. Gene Ontology annotation, cellular component: cytoplasm. The record is from RefSeq and is a predicted model, not a curated record. Gene Ontology annotation, molecular function: protein binding. Lineage: Eukaryota; Metazoa; Arthropoda; Insecta; Hymenoptera; Apidae. The transcript is spliced from 25 exons.
AUGACAGCGGGUACAAGCUUAGUAGUACCCAUAGUAUUAUGGGGUCGUAUAGCUCCUACUCAUUGCAUUUCCUGCAUCUACUUGUCUCGAGAUCAGAAAACGCUGGUAACGGGAUGUUACGAUGGCCAGAUAUGCCUGUGGCAAGUAGACCCCGCGACGUUAAAGAUGACUCCGAGGUGUCUACUUGUUGGCCACACCGCACCGAUUUUGUGCCUGAGCCGAGCGAGCGUUAUUAUGGAACAGAACUAUAUCGUCAGUAGCAGUGAGAGUGGAGAGAUGUGUACUUGGGACUUAGUAGAUGGAAAAUGCAGAGAAGCUGUAAAACUUAGUAGUGUUCACACACAGAUGUUGCCUUAUGUCUCCGCUGGUGGAGAGGACGUUAGACUUUUUUGCUCCGGGUAUUAUCCUGAGGUUUUAGUGAUGGACCCGUUUAGCCUGGAAGUUUUAUUCACCUUAAGCUCGCGUGUUAAUCCUGACUGGAUCAGUGCUUUGCACGUUCUGCGGCCGGCCAAACGGAAAGGUCGGUUCUACGUGCAUACAAACGACGUUGUGCUGGCCUUAACGACGACCGGGACGGUCAAAGUGUGGACUCUCCUUGGACACGAGAAUCGUAACAGUGAACCACUUUACGAACACGAGAGCAAACAAAUACGAUGCUUAAACGCGCUUGCAAUGACCUGUUGCCCGUACAAUCAGAGAACAGUAUUAAUUGUCUGUUCGAAACACUGGCAGGUAUACGACGCUGGCGAUUUCUCUCUUCUAUGUUCAAUUACUGCGCCCUGUGGCGAACGUUGGAUGGCCGGCGACUUUUUAGCUGCGGACAGAGUCAUCCUGUGGAGUGACGAAGGUCACGGCUACCUCUACAAACUACCGGCUAAGGUUCUGGUACAACUCGACAGCAAGUUGAAGGGCAAGGCUCUCAGCAGUAGCGUUGCAGACAAUAAAAAUUUUCAUACCGCGGCUGCCGAAUACGACCAGCCCUACCUCUACUGCACUCUGACGCAGCCCGGGGACAAGCCUUUGUCCUGCCCACCAGCGAUGCGUUUAGUCACCGUCCAGAAACAGAGUAAAACAGUGAAAUAUCUGUUACGAGGUGACAGCGAGGGAGUCGUUAUCCUUUGGACAGUGCCGGAGGUCUCGGCCCAACAGUUGACUCAAAUUUGCCAAAACGAUCGGUCGACCGCGCUUGAGUUACCGCCGAUAGUGAAAACCAGCAUCGAGAUUGCUUGGGCCGAGAUGAAACCGCCGCCGGUCGGAAUAUUAGAUCAGCUGGACAGCGGGGAUGGGAACGGGAUCAAAUUAACAGCCUGUAUAUAUUUGCCGCAGCAGAGCCGUUUGGUCGUCGGCCGCGAGGACGGCAGUAUCAUCAUCGUUCCUGCGACGCAAACGGUUAUGCUUCAACUGCUUCACGGCAAUCAUCAGCAAUACGAUGAUUGGCCGCCGCACCAAGUGCUCGUGGGUCACACCGGACGAGUGAAUUGCCUUCUGUAUCCGCACGGAGCGGCUCCUCGUUACGAUCGGUCUCAUCUCGUCUCGGGAUCCGUAGACUUCGCCGUGUGCCUGUGGGACCUUUACGCCGGUACACUCAUUCACAGAUUCUGUGUCCACGCGGGUGAGAUCACGCAGUUGAUGGUACCGCCUGAGAACUGCAGUCUUAGAAUACAGAAGUGCGUCUGCAGCGUUGCGUCGGAUCACAGCGUUACUUUGUUAUCGUUGGCAGAAAGAAAAUGCGUCGUUCUCGCUUCACGACAUUUGUUCCCAGUUGUCACGAUAAAGUGGAGGCCGCUUGACGAUUUCAUGAUCGUCGGAUGCUCGGACGGAGCUGUCUACGUCUGGCAAAUGGAAACCGGUCAUUUAGAUCGUGUGUUACAUGGUAUUAUUGCGGAAGAGGUUCUCUACGCGUGCGACGAAAAUACUAUUGCUGCGGCUGGCGGAUCGGCCACGGGCGGGGAACUAGGCUUAGCUAAUCCUGCUGUACAUUUCUUUAGAGGUUUGAGGCACAGAAAUCUCUCGGCCAUAAGACACGCGACUCAACGAGGCUUACACCAGCUACAGCAACUACAUGGUGGCCACGGGGUCGACCAUGGCAGUCAGAUAAAGGCAAAGGGCACGCCGCUUAUGAUUCAAGGGUUCAGGAGUAAUCCAAAGGAUCCGGAAAGUCAUAUAUUAUUUUUUGACAUAGAGGCAUUAAUAGUACAACUACUUAGUGACGAAUAUGGAGCAAUGUCGCCAGGCUCUUUGGAAGCGCAAGGUCUAAUCUCGGCCUCCGAGUAUCAGAAAGUCGCGGCGCUCACCCAGUCUGCCAGUCCGGACGCUCAUAAAAAGAUCGCAGAUUUUUUCGGUCGCGUCAAGGAUAAGGCAGGCGAUGUUGAACGAAUUUUAAAGGAGAAGGAUCGUCACGGUAUAUUGGCUAAAAUGAAGGAGGGUGCGGAGAACGUACACACUAAGUUUCAGGCCAAGGUGGAAAGCGUUGGCCUCAAGCCGUCGACUCUCGACGGCAAAGGUGACAAUUGGAACAAUAACGAAGCAGCGAAGAACAAUUUGAAGAGGAACGGUGCGUUCAGCGAACCGAAUGCGACUAUGGAAGUUGCUCAACUUAUACUGAGCUUGAUACACGCGUGGGGCAUCGAUCCAGAUUUGGACCGGGUCUGCGAAGGGAAAUUAGGUUUAUUAAGACCGAUGGUUCCUGUUUCGUUCGGGGUAUUAUCCAAAGGAGGCUACAUGUCGCUGCUGUUACCGACUUGGCAAACGCAGUUGGAACCGUUGGCCGAGCCGGCGACUCAACUGGAACAACGUUUACCAGCGGAAUUGGUGCGACAGGAAAGACUCACCAGAGCGUUUACGGCGAGAGCGCAUUGGGAACUGUCUACCACGUUAACUAGCAAUCAUUUAUUAGCGGUAGUAGCUUUAGCAAAUACUUUAAUGUCAAUGAACAAUGCCACUUUUGUACCUGAACAAGAACGAAACCGUAAACUGCACCGGCCUGGGAAUAGAUCCACGGUUAACUGGAACAAAGCCGAGGAGGAGAACGAAGAGAUUUAUACCGCGCAGCAAGCACAAAUUAAACAAGGCUGGUCUCUUCUAGCUACGCUGCAUUGCGUGCUAUUGCCAGAUAAAAUAGUAUCGCAAACCGGCGUUAAAACUUUCAAACGGCCUCAAGUCGAAAUGAUGGCUCGUAGAUGGCAACAUCAGUGUCUCGAGAUUCGCGAGGCUGCUCAGGCUUUGUUACUCGCCGAAUUGGGGAGAAUGGGUCCGAAGGGGAGGAAAGCCCUCGUAGACAGCUGGUCGCAAUAUUUACCAAUGUACAGCACCCAAGAACCUAUCGCGCCGCAAUCGCAGAACCCGAGUCCACCGGCUCCGGGCAGUCCUGUUCCCGUGACCGAGCCCAAUCCGGAAGAGGAAGACGAGGAAGAGGAAUUGACGGAAGCUAGGAAACCGUCGAGCGUGGCGGAAUUGAAACGGAAGCAGACGACCGCGGUGGUCCUGUUGGGUGUGAUAGGCGCCGAGUUCGGACAAGACGUGGCUACCACGAAUCAGAAGAGGGACAACGAUCAGAGACGGAAAAGUUCGAUCGUAGAAGGUUUCGGGAUAGGGAACAACAAUCUCGCUAGGCAUACCAGCAUGGCUCUGAUGCAUCUUUUGCACGCGCCUCACUCGCCGAAAUUGCCGUUGCACACGGCAUUACGAAGGGCCGCGAUCGAUCUCAUUGGUAGAGGUUUCACCGUCUGGGAACCGUACCUUGAUGUGUCAAAAGUGUUAUUGGGAUUGCUAGAAAUGUGUUGCGACGCCGAUAAGUUAGUUCCGAACAUGACGUACGGGCUUCCGUUGACACCUCAGGCGGACACGUGCCGCACCGCGCGGCACGCUUUAACUUUAAUCGCUACCGUCCGGCCCGCGGCGUUCAUCACUACGAUGGCACGCGAGGUGGCCAGAUACAACACGCUGCAGCAGAACGCGCAGACGUUGAAUGUAAAUAUGAACCAGAGCGUUCUCGUCAGGGCGAAGCCGGAGAUACUCAGGAUCGUCGAACAGUUGAUCGAUAAAAUGCAGAGCGAAAUGAGCGAUCUCUUGGUCGAGGUGAUGGAUAUUAUUUUGCAUUGUCUGGAUCCGGGCCACCUUAAAGCUAAGCCGUUGAGCGAAGUGUUCCCGGCUGCGUGUAGAUUUAAUCAAGUAAGCCACUGUCCGGCAACUCGCAGGAUAGCUGUAGGAAGUCGUAACGGUCAGUUGGCUUUAUACGAAUUGCGAGGGAACGUUAAAUGCCAAACCGUACCCGCGCAUUCGGCGCCUCUAACUGCAUUAGCAUUUUCACCCGAGGGCAAGUUCCUGGUUAGCUAUUCCUGUUCGGAGAAUAAGUUAUGUUUCUGGCAGCAAACAAGCAGCGGUAUGUUCGGCCUAGGUAAUUCGCAGACGCGUUGCGUGAAAUCGUACAGCACCGCGCCUAUAAAUGACGUGGCACGAUUGAACCCGAUGCGACUAGCACGAUUAAUAUGGAUAAAUAAUCGAACAGUCACGUUAAUGCUCGCCGACGGAUCUGAAACACGAUUCAACGUGUAAAGAUACUCCCUAUUAAUGCCUAUCGAAUGAAUGAAAAGAAAUGGAAAAAUUGAAUGUGAAAUGGGAUCAGCGAAAGCCAGAAGAUAAUAUUAAUAUUUAGGAGAGAGAGAGAGAGAGAGAGAGAGUGGUAAAAACGAAAGUGCUGUCAUGAACGUUGGUGCACUUAUUGGUACUUAAUAGUACUAGUGUUAAAAUAACUCGAUAUAUCGUAUCGUACAGAGUUAUAUAUACUCGAGGAUGAAGUUCAUCGUUGCAAGAGGCAGGAUACAGCAUCGCUAUUGCCGUCGAGUGUAUGGUACGAAAAUUUGUUCCUUAUCAAUUUUAUCUCGUUUUCCUGUAACUUCCAUCUCACUUUUUGUUGGCCUCUUAAGAAACGUCAUGCUUUCUUUUUCCAUUGUUGUUACAGUUAUUCAACGUAGGUCGAAUAUCAUCACGCUUUGACGAAAAAAUUAUUCCUCUUAUCUAGCAAUUCCGUCGCGUUCGAUAGCCAGUUAUAUAAAUUCCAAUUUUCAUUUCGUUAUAAGUCCCGCGACUGUUAAAAACAUUUUCAUUUACUAACGAGUAGAAUCUGUCCACCGCUUCUACGCGAGGAUUUAUUUUACAUAAUGCUACCGCGUGCGCGCGGUUCGAAGACCACGAUUAAGCCCUUUAAUAGUUAAAUAAAAAGGUUGCCGUAAGGAGCCUCGCAUUGAAAGUACAUACACAUGUAUAUAAGCAUACAAAUGAAGAUGAAGAAGAGAAGAAGUGAUCGCCCAAAGAUUUGUACAUAAGUAACACACCGGCGAGUCGUAUAGGUCUAUAUAAUCAUUUGUAUGGAGCGUCUUAUGUUUAAUCCGUUUUAUCUGUAUAGUUAAAUAUGCUUCAAAGGAAUUCCUGUUUUACAAAUUUUACACACGUGUUAGAAUCUGCGUAAUUUGUACCGCUUAGCGAGCGAUCGUUAAAUAUGUAUACGUACUUCCUCGAGUCUUAAUACGAGUUGAGAAAACCGUCGAGAGAUUUGAUCGCGCUUGGGAGCUAGAAGAGUCCUGAGACCGGUUGAACGUCGCAACUUCGUGACACGCAAACAGACAAAUUAAUUUUCGGAGCAAUUACUCGGACUGUUACAAAAGUAUGUCUCGCGUAAAUGCCGCGAGGAACCCUUUUCGUCGCGAGAUUUACGUGAGGUCACACGUAUAUUCCAUAGUUACCUUAUGAUUGUUAGAAAUAUUCCACGCGAUUAGUAAUAUUUAUUUGAUCGAAGCGAAACUGACCGAGGAAUUGCCUUUAUCAUUUUCCUCUCCCGAGGCUCGCUCGGAAACGGCAGCGAAACGGAGGGUGUAGACGAUAUUACGAUUGUUUAGUAUAAUUUAUUGUGUUUACGACGUAUUUCAAUAAGUCUAGCGCAAUGUUCCGAGUAACUGUGUGUAGAUUUCGAAAGAAAAAUCAACGUCUCCAUCGUCGGGUAAAUUCAACAGAAAUAAUUAAGUCGCGCAAAUGGAUAAAUUAAUUCCGGAUGGAGCUGAUAGGCAGCGGUAAAAAUGAAGAGAAAACAAAUCUCGGAUAGCGAAUUAUGUUAUACUAUAUUGAAUGUUUAUGUAUCGGGGAGACUUUCAUUGACGACGACGCGAUACUUUCGUCCCAUUCAUUCACGACAUUCUUAAAGCUAAUUAAAGUCGAACAUCUGAUUAAUCAUGAAUCGUUGAUACGUUACAGUAAACAAAGUAUUUCAUUUAUGUAUUAUAGUCAUUUUAAUUGAACGGACAGGUGAAUGAAAAGAAGGCAUGCGUCAUCGGUGACGAAAGUCUCAGGAGUGACUGUAACGAGUCGUUAUAAUUAAUUUGCGGGGGGGUAAUUUAAAGCGUUAGUACCGUCAGCAUAUAUAAUUGUCACGCAGGCGUGUCCAGGAUCGGUAACAGAACGCGAAAUACUCGUGAAAAGAGAACGACUUUAAAAGAAAAACGACUGUACGGGGAGAACGGAAUUCGCUUGUUGAAGCAAUUGAUCGCAUAAAUUGAUCGACUUCUCUGUGUUACAUGUAUCUUGUAUAUAAAUCGAAACUAUGCCUAA